CCGGGCAGCUGAUUUACAAUGCAGAUGGUUACCUGGCCGCCCCCUCGACGUUGCCCACCUGCCACUAUAAGGAGAACUUGACUUCCGGACUGGGCAGCAUAGGGCGGGCAGUGCAGUGUGUGCCAGCCCGGACGCCUCCUCCUACCCGCCCUCUGCUCCCCCUGGCUCAGCCUCCUGGCACCUCUCUUGCCCGCCUGCCCGCCGGCUUGUCCUGGGCCCCCGCCCUCUCUUCCCUUGCCUCUCCCGGCCCAGCCCGGGGUCCCCGAGCCCGCAUGUCUCUCCUCAGCCCCAUCCUGCUGCCCCUCGAGGUGAAGAGCUACCUGAGCCGGGGGGAGCGAUUCAUCAAGUGGGACGAUGACACGACAGUGGCAUCUCCUGUGAUCCUGCGUGUGGACCCAAAGGGCUUCUACCUGUACUGGACCUACCAGAGCAAGGAGAUGGAGAUCUUGGACAUUACCAGUAUCCGCGACACGCGCUUCGGAAAGUUUGCUAAGAUGCCCAAGAGCCAGAAGCUACGGGAGGUUUUCAACUUGGAUUUUCCAGACAACACCUUCCUGUUGAAGGCUCUGACUGUGGUGUCCGGCCCCGACAUGGUUGACCUGACCUUCCACAAUUUUGUCUCCUACAAAGAGAACGUCGGCCAGAACUGGGCCAAGGACGUCCUGGCUCUGGCCAAGGACCCACUGACAGCCAAUGCCUCCCGCAGUACCUUCCUGGAGAAGAUUCUGGUGAAACUGAAGAUGCAGCUCAACCCAGAGGGGAAGAUUCCAGUGAAAAACUUCUUCCAGAUGUUCCCAGCAGACCGGAAACGGGUAGAGGCUGCCCUCAGUGCCUGUCAUCUCGCCAAGGGCAAGAACGACUCCAUCAACCCCGAGGAUUUUCCGGAGCCCGUGUACCGAAGCUUCCUCAUGAGCCUGUGUCCCCGGCCAGAGAUCGAUGAAAUCUUCACCUCCUACCACGCCAAGGCCAAGCCCUACAUGACCAAGGACCACCUGACUAAGUUCAUCAACAAGAAGCAGCGACACUCGGGGCUCAACUCCAUCCUGUUCCCGCCAGCCAGGCCCGAGCAGGUGCAGGGCCUCAUUGACAAGUACGAGCCCAGCGGCCUCAAUAUCCAGCGGGGUCAACUGUCCCCCGAGGGGAUGGUGUGGUUUCUGUGUGGUCCUGAGAACAGCGUGGUGGACCAGGGCAAGCUGCUUCUUCACCAGGACAUGAGCCAGCCCCUCAACCACUAUUUCAUCAACUCCUCCCACAACACCUACCUGACAGCGGGUCAGUUCUCGGGGAUCUCGUCCCCCGAGAUGUACCGCCAGGUGUUACUCUCCGGCUGUCGUUGCGUGGAACUCGACUGCUGGAAGGGGAAGCCCCCUGAUGAAGAACCCAUCAUCACCCAUGGCUUCACCAUGACCACCGAGAUCCCCUUCCGGGAUGCAAUUGAGGCCAUCGCUGAGAGCGCCUUCAAGACUUCCCUCUACCCAGUUAUCCUGUCCUUCGAGAACCACGUGGACUCCCCUCGCCAGCAGGCCAAGAUGGCCGAAUACUGCCGCACCAUGUUUGGGGACAUGCUGGUCACCGAGCCACUGGACAAAUUCCCUCUGAAGCCAGGGGUCCCCCUGCCCAGCCCCCAGGAUCUCCUGGGGAAGAUCCUCAUCAAGAACAAGAAGAACCAGUUCUCUGCCAGCCCUCCUCCCCCCGAGGAGGAGGACUCCAGUGGGGAACUUGUGGCCAGCAGUGGCAACCCAAGGGUCCAGGGAGGGGACACUGUGCGGGCCAGUGAGGAAGAGGCCGAGGAGGUGGAGGAGGAAGAGGAGGAGGAGUCUGGGAGCUUGGACGAAGAGGAGAUGAAGAAGAUGCAGUCGGAUGAGGGCACUGCCGGCCUCGAAGUGACCGCCUACAAAGAGAUGUCCAGCCUGGUCAACUACAUCCAACCCACAAAGUUCAUCUCCUUUGAAUUAUCUGCCCAGAAGAACCGCAGUUACGUCAUCUCCUCCUUCACCGAGAUGAAGGCCUACGAUUUACUCACCAAGGCCCCUGUGCAGUUCGUAGAUUACAACAAGCGCCAGAUGAGCCGGGUCUACCCCAAGGGUACCCGCAUGGACUCGUCCAACUACCUGCCCCAGAUGUUCUGGAAUGCCGGCUGCCAGAUGGUCGCCCUCAACUUCCAGACCCCCGACUUGCCCAUGCAGCAGAACAUGGCUCUGUUCGAGUUCAACGGCCAGAGUGGCUACCUCCUCAAGCAUGAAUUCAUGCGCCGGCCGGACAAGCAGUUUGACCCCUUCUCCGUGGACCGCAUCGACGUGGUGGUCGCCAGCACCCUCUCCAUCACGGUGAUCUCGGGACAGUUCCUGUCGGAGCGCAGCGUCCGCACCUACGUGGAGGUGGAACUGUUUGGGCUGCCCGGGGACCCUAAGAGGCGCUACCGCACCAAAUUGACGCCCAGCGCCAACUCCAUCAACCCCGUCUGGAAGGAGGAACCCUUUGUCUUCGAGAAGAUCCUGAUGCCCGAGUUGGCUUCCCUGCGGGUGGCAGUGCUGGAAGAGGGCGGCAAGUUCAUCGGUCAUCGCAUCAUCCCGGUCAGCGCUGUGCACUCCGGGUACCACCACCUGUGCCUGCGCAGCGAGAGCAACGUGCCUCUCACCAUGCCCGCCCUCUUCAUCUUCCUGGAAAUGAAGGACUACGUGCCUGACACCUGGGCAGACCUGACCGUCGCCCUCGCUAACCCCAUCAAGUUCUUCAGUGCCCACGACAAGAAGUUGGUGAAGCUGAAGGAGGCGGGGGAUACCCCUCCUGAGCCCUUCCAGCUUCGGACGUCGGCCCCGGCUCAGGCCAAUGGUGCAUCGACCUCCACGGGCUCUUCCACGGCUCCCUCUUCCAAUGGGCCCGCAGCCACUCUGGUCUGGGCCAAGGAAGAAGCACCUAGAGAAGCUGCGGAGCCGCAGACGGCCAGCCUGGAGGAGCUGCAGCAGCUGAAGAGCUUCGUGAAGCUGCUGAAGCGGCAGGAGAAGGAGCUGAGGGAGGCGGAGCGACGGGGCGAGCGGCGGCGGGAGGAGACGCUCAGCAAGUUCGCCACCCUGCUGGCCGAGCUGAACGUCCAGGGCGGGGGCAAGAAGCUUUCCUGCGGCAAGAGCACCCGCAAGAAGAGAAGUCUACCCUGGGAGGAGAGCGGCGGGACCUGGCCGGGUGAGGGGUCCGACGACAGCGACGGCCACGUGCGGGAGCAGCUGAGGGAGAAGCUGGAGACGGAAUUGCUCCAGCAUGGAGAGGAGCACUACCGGGGCUUGCUGAAACGCAAGGAGCAGCACAUUAGCGAGCAAAUGGCCAAGGUGACCGAGUUAGCCCGGGAGAGACACACGGCCGAGCUGAAGGCCCUGAAGGAGUCGGCGGAGAGUGACACCAAGGAGAUGAAGAAGAAGCUGGAGGCCAAGAGACUGGAGCGGGUCCAGGCCAUGAGCAAGAGUGCCAGCGACAAGAUGGCCCAGGAGCGGCUGAAGAGAGAAAUCAACAACUCCCAUAUCCAGGAAGUGGUUCACAUCAUCAAACAGAUUACCGACACCGUGGUGAGGCACCAGGAGAAGCUGGAGGAGAAGCAACUGGCCUGCCUGGAGCAGAUCCGGGAGAAGGAGAAAUGGGUUCAGAAGGAGGCGUUAUCUGAGUACGAGGAGCGGAUGAAGGGGCUGGGGGACGAGGUGCAGGACGCCAUCAGGGCCUGCCUGGGGGGCUGCCUCCGCCCCACAGCCCAGCCCAGGAAGCCCGAGGCCCUCGACCCUCCAGGGGAUGCCCCUCCCCGGACCCAGCCCCACCAGAAAGAGGAUCUGCCCUCCGCCCUGGAAAGUGGGGACACCCAGCUCUGACUCUGCCCUCCCCCAGCUCUUUUCAGAGACAGAGAGAGCAGGGCUAAUUACCUCCAGGCCUGCAGGGAGAGGGAGCUCAGCUCCCCCAGCAGGAACAUCCAUCACUCAGACCACCCUCCCCCUGCCCCUGCCCCCUGGGAGAUGGAGAUGAGGGAGAAGAGCAGGCUCCCUGGAGCUCAGGCCUCCAAACUUAGUGGGGUGAGGGCCUCCAGGCUCUGCAUUGGGGAAAUAUCGAGGGCAAGAGGCAGUGGAAGUGACAUUUCCACCCACCUCAAUCCAGAUAAGUCUCCCUGGAAAGCUGUUCCUCUCCGGGAUCUCCAACGGGCUCCCCUCCUACCACCCCUGCCUGGAAAUUACACCCUGCCCUCCGGGUGUUGCCCCCAGUUGUCCCCAUCCUCAAUGGUCCUGUUAGGGGUCCAGGGGAGGGGGACGAGCACCAGCUAUGUCUGUCCAGGGGUCUGAUGGGCUGAUGCAGACCAGGAUCCUUAGCGCCUGAUCUAAUUCUACCUAGGCUCACAGCUGGGGGUGGGAAGAGGCGAUGGAGCAGGGGCUAGCCCUGGCAGAGCUCUGUCUGAAUGUCGUUGGCUUAUUUAUUUUCCUCUUUCUUAAACAAUUAAAAGA
Molecule: messenger RNA, 4472 nt
Organism: Tachyglossus aculeatus (Australian echidna)
Lineage: Eukaryota; Metazoa; Chordata; Mammalia; Monotremata; Tachyglossidae
Gene: PLCB2
Product: phospholipase C beta 2
Exons: 32
Coding region: 273-3851 (1192 amino acids)
Biological process (GO): phosphatidylinositol-mediated signaling; lipid catabolic process
Molecular function (GO): calcium ion binding; phosphatidylinositol-4,5-bisphosphate phospholipase C activity
Source: RefSeq, a predicted model, not a curated record